GCUCAUUUCUAAAGUUUCUCGGGGAUACAAUUAUGUAGUCUUUUAGUUCUGUUCUUUAUUAUAACAAAAGGAUGAAAACGGAAAUAUGUUAUAUUUAAUUAGAGUUCUAAAUUAGAAUUGCAUGCUAACAUUAUAAACAAGAGAAUGAUCAAAAGGAACAAGCAUUACAACCCCCCCCCUUCUGCUGGUUCUAAAUGGUAUCUUCCAAACAGAUGACAAAGUACCUUUGGCUGAAUCACACGUACAGGGACAGGGUUUUUAGUAGAACGGGAGGCUAGAAGGUAUUGUAAUUUUUAUUUAAAGCUUAGCAGCGUACCCAUCUGAGAAUUUAGAGAGAAAAGGAAAGAAGUAUUUUUAACCUUUGAGAAAAGAAAGUUUUUUUUAAUACUAAGGAAGCCUAGAAAACCCAGCUGCCUUGCUAUGCUUUAAAACUACAUUGAGUAGAGUUAAUGUUUACAUUUUCAGUGGGGAGAAGGAUAACCAAACCAGGAUUGUUUUCGUCUCCACCUUUUUGUGUUCCCCUUCACUCCCUUUUGAACUAUUAGUGCAUUUAAAGGAAGAAUAUGGAUAUGUCUGAUCCAAAUUUUUGGACUGUCCUCUCAAACUUUACAUUGCCUCAUUUGAGAAGUGGAAACAGGCUCCGUCGAACACAAAGUUGCCGGACAAGUAAUAGAAAAAGUUUGAUAUGCAAUGGACAGUCUCCAGCUAUGCCUCGGCCCCAUUCACCGCUUUCAGCUCACACAGGGAGCAGUCCUCAAGACAGCCCUCGAAAUUUCUCUCCUAGUGCUUCAGCCCACUUUUCUUUUGCACGAAGGACUGAUGGACGACGUUGGUCAUUGGCAUCUCUCCCCUCCUCUGGCUAUGGUACAAACACUCCCAGCUCAACUGUCUCAUCAUCCUGUUCUUCCCAAGAGAAGUUGCACCAGUUACCGUACCAACCAACACCAGAUGAACUACAUUUUUUGUCGAAACAUUUCUGUGCCACUGAAAGCAUUGCCAGUGAUAAUAGAUGUAGGACCACUCAAAUGCGGCCACGAUCCAGGAGCCUCAGCCCUGGACGUUCUCCUGCUUGCUGUGACCAUGAAAUAAUGAUGAUGAACCAUGUGUACAAAGAAAGAUUCCCAAAGGCAACUGCUCAGAUGGAAGAACGACUUCAUGACAUUAUCACCAGCCAUUCUCCUGACAACGUCCUUCCCUUGGCAGACGGAGUGCUCAGUUUCACCCACCAUCAGAUCAUUGAGCUGGCUCGUGAUUGCUUGGAUAAAUCUCAUCAGGGUCUCAUCACCUCACGAUACUUUUUUGAAUUACAGCACAAAUUGGAUAAGCUCCUACAAGAGGCUCAAGAAAGGUCAGAAAGUGGAGAACUGGCAUUUAUUAAACAGCUUGUCCGAAAGAUUCUUAUUGUCAUUGCACGUCCUGCUCGCUUACUUGAAUGUUUGGAGUUUGAUCCUGAGGAAUUUUACUAUCUUUUGGAAGCUGCAGAAGGACAUGCAAAAGAGGGGCAAGGCAUUAAAACCGACAUCCCUAGAUAUAUUAUAAGUCAGCUAGGAUUGAAUAAGGAUCCUUUGGAAGAAAUUGCUCAGCUAGCUAACUAUGACAGUGGAACAGCAGCAACUCCAGAAACUGAUGAAUCAGUCAAUAGUUCUAAUGCAUCCCUUAAACUUCGAAGGAAGCCUCGUGAAUGUGAUUUUGAAACGAUUAAACUGAUUAGUAAUGGAGCAUAUGGUGCUGUUUAUCUGGUGAGGCAUAAAGAAACCAGACAGAGGUUUGCCAUGAAGAAGAUUAACAAACAAAAUCUCAUUCUUCGAAACCAGAUUCAGCAGGCUUUUGUUGAGCGUGAUAUCCUGACAUUUGCCGAAAAUCCAUUUGUAGUCAGCAUGUAUUGUUCCUUUGAAACUAGACGCCAUUUAUGCAUGGCCAUGGAAUAUGUAGAAGGUGGAGACUGUGCUACUUUAAUGAAAAACAUGGGUCCUCUGCCUGUGGAUAUGGCCAGGAUGUAUUUUGCAGAGACUGUACUAGCAUUGGAGUAUCUCCAUAACUAUGGAAUAGUACACAGGGAUUUGAAACCAGACAAUUUAUUGGUAACAUCUAUGGGACAUAUAAAAUUAACAGAUUUUGGACUAUCUAAGGUUGGCCUCAUGAGUUUGACCACCAAUCUUUAUGAAGGUCACAUUGAGAAGGAUGCUAGAGAAUUUCUGGAUAAACAGGUCUGUGGCACUCCAGAAUAUAUAGCUCCAGAAGUGAUUCUAAGGCAGGGUUAUGGCAAGCCAGUGGACUGGUGGUCCAUGGGAAUUAUCCUUUAUGAAUUUCUUGUUGGGUGUGUACCGUUUUUUGGGGAUACACCAGAAGAACUAUUUGGACAAGUCAUCAGUGAUGAGAUCAACUGGCCUGAAAAGGAUGAGGCACCACCCCCAGACGCACAGGAACUGAUUGCUUUGCUUCUGAGACAAAACCCCUUGGAGAGAUUGGGAACAGGUGGUGCCUAUGAGGUGAAACAGCACCAGUUCUUUCAACACUUAGAUUGGAAUAGUUUGCUGAGACAGAAAGCCGAAUUCAUUCCUCAACUGGAAUCUGAAGAUGACACAAGCUACUUUGACACUCGUUCUGAGAAAUACCACCAUAUGGAAACCGAAGAAGAAGAUGAUACAAAUGAUGAAGACUUUAAUUUGGAGAUAAGGCAAUUUUCCUCAUGUUCACAUAGAUUUUCAAAAGUUUUUAGUAGCAUUGAUCGAGUAACUCAAAAUCAAACUGAAGAGAAGGAAGAUGCAACUGAGAGAACAAAGAAUGUGACACUAACAACUGCAGAAUCUUUGAGUUGGAGCUCAGAAUAUUCUGAAACGCAGCAGAUAUCUGCAUCUGUCUCCUCUGACACUGAAAGUUCUAGGCAGCGUCAUAAUUCAGGGUUGCUUCCAAAAUUGGCUAUAUCAGCUGAAGAAGAAACUCCACGUUCUGCUGGAUCCCGUAAAGAUCAAGGAAAGACUACAUUUGUUAAUGAAGAAACUAUUCAAGAUGAAGUGGAGGUGACAACUCCAGCCAGCACAAUCAGUAGCUCCACACUGUCAGUUGGCAGUUUUUCAGAGCACUUGGAUCAGAUAAAUGGAAGAAGUGAGAGUGUGGACAGCACGGAUAAUUUCUCAAAGCCAUCCAGUGAACAAGCAUCUCAUAUGGCUCGUCAGCGAUUAGAAACUACAGAGAAAAAGAAAAUAUCUGGAAAAGUCACAAAGUCCCUCUCGGCCAGUGCUCUGUCCCUUAUGAUCCCAGGAGAUAUAUUUGGGGUGUCUCCUUUGGGAAGUCCAAUGUCCCCCCAUUCCGUGUCUUCUGACCCCUCAUCCUCCAGAGAUUCUUCUCCAAGCCGUGACUCAUCAACUGCGUCUGCAAGUCCUCACCAGCCUGUCAUAAUUCACACUUCAGGCAAAAAAUAUGGAUUCACUAUCCGAGCAAUCAGAGUAUAUGUGGGUGAUAGCGACAUCUACACAGUUCACCAUAUCGUUUGGAAUGUUGAAGAAGGAAGUCCAGCUUAUCAAGCUGGAUUGAAGGCUGGGGAUCUCAUCACACAUAUCAAUGGAGAGGCAGUACAUGGCCUUGUCCACACAGAAGUCAUAGAACUGUUAUUAAAGAGUGGCAAUAAAGUAUCAAUUACUACAACUCCUUUUGAGAAUACUUCAAUAAAAACAGGACCAGCUAGAAGGAAUAGCUAUAGAGGUCGAAUGGUUAGACGAAGUAAGAAAACAAAAAAGAAGGAGAGUUUAGAAAGGAGAAGAUCCCUCUUCAAAAAGCUGGCUAAACAGCCAUCACCCCUUCUUCAUACUAGUCGGAGUUUCUCCUGCUUGAACCGAUCGCUCUCAUCGGGGGAGAGCUUGCCUGGCUCUCCAACUCAUAGCUUGUCCCCCCGAUCACCAACACCGAGCCUCCGCUCCACCCCUGAUUUCCCCUCGGGUACAAAUUCUUCUCAGAGUAGUUCUCCAAGUUCAAGUGCACCCAAUUCUCCAGCUGGCUCAGGACAUAUUAGACCCAGCACACUUCAUGGAUUGGGUCCCAAGCUUGGUGGGCAAAGAUACAGAUCAGGAAGACGCAAAUCAGCUGGCAGCAUUCCUCUCUCACCUUUGGCACGGACUCCUUCUCCAACACCUCAGCCAACAUCUCCUCAGAGGUCUCCGUCACCCUUACUUGGGCAUUCUGUUGGAAACACAAAAAUAACUCAGGCUUUCCCUACUAAAAUGCACUCUCCUCCCACAAUUGUCAGGCAUAUUGUUAGGCCUAAAAGCGCAGAGCCACCAAGAUCUCCAUUGCUCAAGAGAGUUCAGUCAGAAGAGAAACUUGCUCCUUCCUAUGGUACUGAUAAGAAACACUUAUGCUCCCGGAAACACAGCCUAGAGGUAACUCAGGAAGAAGUUAAUAGAGAGGUAUCUCAGCGAGAUAUAACCCUUCAGAGUCUGGAGGAGAAUGUAGUGGAUGCCCCAUCACUCACACGAGUGAGGCCUGCAGAACAAGGCUGCUUAAAACGUCCCAUUUCCAGGAAGCUGGGCAGGCAAGAAUCUGUUGACGAGCUGGAUAGAGAAAAAUUAAAGGUCAAGAUAGUUGUAAAAAAGCAAGAACUGGCAGAGAAACAAGACCAUUUGCAGAAAGCAAGCACUGUACAUGAACUUUGUGGUGAAUCAGAGAGCUCUGCUACCUCAGGCUUGGAGGAGAAAGAUGGCAAGAAAGCUUUUCAGAAAGUUUUGGAAAGAUCAAACCACUUUGAAAGUAAAAUUGCAGCUCUUGAGACCCAAUCAGUAGGUGGCAUGCUAAAAGACACCCUUCAAAAGAAUGCAGGCUUGAGAUCAAAUGAUUAUAUUGCUUCAGAUACACACACACUAUGUCAUGGGCCUCUGCUUAAUGAACUCAGUCAUUUGUCUUAUGACUUCAAAAGAAUUUCUCCUCCAUGUACAUUACAAGAUGUUCUGCCUCAUUCAUCUGACAAGAUGCCGAAUGGAAAAGGAGAAAAUGCAGAUAAAACUGCACCAACAAAAGAAUUUGUCAAAUUCGAAAGAUUAGAUAAUAAGCUUGCAAAUAUUGAUUAUCUUCGGAAGAAGAUGUCCUUUGAAGAAAAAGAUGACAGCCCCUGUCCAGCAGUAAAGUCCAAACUGACAUCAAAUGUACAUGAGUGCCAUCAACUCAAUGCAGUCAGACCUAUAAAUAUGCUGCAGGAUUCAAGCUCAGUUGCUGAAAGCAGAUCAUUUAUCAGCAGUGUUCACGCUACUCAGAUUAGCUCUGUUCCUUUUGUUCCUCUCAAAGCCUUGAAUGGCCGAACAGAAACUGGUAUGGAGAAAUCAGCCCUGAUUUCUACAGAGUCACCUGUCCGAAAGAGUCCUUCAGAGUAUAAGCUAGAAGGAAGGUCUGUGUCAUGCUUGAAACCAAUUGAAGGCACAUUAGAUAUUGCUUUACUUUCAGGGCCACAGGCUUCAAAGACAGAAGUGUCUUCAUGUGCAUUCCCAGGAGGCCAAAAUUCCAAAAAUGAUGUCCUACUACUCACAUGCCAAGGUGGUAGCAGUGUGAAGGUUGAGCCAUCGUGUCAGAAAGAACAGCCACCAACCUUCCAACAGACCAGUCCUCAAAAAUGUGAUGUACUGGAGUUCCAGCAUUCAAAGCCAAAUAAAAAUAGUCAAAACUCACCAGCAAUAUCUGUAACCAUUGAACAGCAAUCAGAAAAAACAUUGUCCAAUCUCAGUGCUCAAUAUGAACCUUCUAUAAAGAUGUCGAACCAAAAAAAAGAGACAAUCCAAAUUAGUGCAAAUGAGUCUAAAUCUAGCAGCCUCCAAAACCAGAGUCCUGCCUUGACAACCUGCAAGCCUGCCCAAGCACUUGGAAAUCCUGAGAAAGCAAAACGAAAAGAGAAGAAAGCCACCAAAGAAGUGCCUGACAACCACACGAGAGCUCAACGGAGUAAUGCUGUUCUUCUAGAGAAGCCUGAGGUAACUGAAGCUUCCUCAACAAAGAGACCUGUGACAGAAGUGUCCCCAAAUCAGGACUCUAAACACCUGCAGAGAUAUUCAUUUGAUUUGACUGCACAGCUACAAACAUGUGGAACAGCAAAAGUACAGGUUACAAGCUCAAAGAUGAAGUCCAAAGAUAUCAAACAAUCUGCAAAAGAGAAUGUUAGCACCAGUGGAGAAUCUUCAGGAAAUGAAUUGGGCAUACAGAAAGCAUCUUCCAAGCCUGAUGUUUCAAUUCUCCAAAAGUCUUUACAAGCGUCACUUCUCCAAAAGUCAGAUUCUAAUGCUGCUAAAAUGGAAAGAAAUCUGGUUGGCCUAACUGCGCAGAAGGACAGUCCUCGGGACCUGGGGGCAAAAGAGCAGAAGCACUCCAAAUGUGCACAGCCUCCACCUGGUGGCAAAGAGCUCAGCUUUGCUCCUAGACAGCAAGGUAGCAAUUCUGAUAUUCCUGCUGUAAAAGAAUCAUUCAACAGGCCAUCUGUCAAUGAUGUUCCUAUGUAUUACAGUAACCAAGAUAAUCUCAGACCUCCAUCAUAUAUGGAAAAUAGCACUGUUAAGUAUAGACAAGUCCCGGACUCUUGUUCCUAUAAAUUAAAACAUGCUGACAAAUUAACACAAAAACAAAUGGCUACAAAUGUAAAAGAAAAAGAAACUGGUGUUGAGGCUUUGGCUGGUUUUCGAAAGGAGGACAAAAACAUCAGUAAGACUGCAACAGAAUCUUUUUCAUGCUCUUCAAGCUCUCAAAGAAAGCUAAAUAAUGAGCAUAUCCAGGUGGAAAGGCACCAGGUCGGAGAAUGUGGGUCAGAGCCCUCAAUCCAAAUCAAUAGCACCAUACCUGAAAAAUCUCUUAAAUCCUCUAGUAAAAGCCAGACGACAGCAGUAACCCCAGAUAACACUAAGCAGUUUCAAAGGCAAGGGAUGGCAAGCUUAAGCGACCCUGUUGAUCAAAAGCCAUACCAUAUUCGCAACAAGCAAAGCACGCCUCUGAAGGUAUCUGCUGUCAAAGAAUGUCCCGUCCUGAACAAACAGGUGGACAAGGGCCCGAGCAAUCAGACCACCUCUGCCGAAAAACAACCGGAAGGGAAAAAAUGCACAGAUGCACUUUAUUUUCAGAAUGACCGUGGGAAAUCAGACUCUAGCCUUUCCCUUCCCAGCUGUGAUGCCAGAGGAAAAUCCGUGGAAAAGGCAGUCAUGGGCAGCAAGAACCUUCAGGACACUAAAGGAAAAGGACACAUGAAUCAGAAAGAACUAGCAGAAGGGGGCAAGCCGCAGGCAGCAAAACACUCCUGCCCAGCUGCUUUGCAGAGUUCAUGUCACACAGCUGCAAUUACUGCAAAGCAGCUUGACUGCUCAUCCAAUUUCCAUGAAUCUAGACAGGGAGUUUCUGUUUUGCCUUCAGCAAAGGCUAAGCUAGGCUCACCAGAACCUCUGGGAGUGAGCUGCAGGGAAGUGAAAAAACACAUAAGCUCCUCCAUAGCAGAUGGCAGGGCAGAAAUGACUAAAAGUGUUUCACUUUUGGGCUUGCACUGUACUCCGUCCCCCGUGGACGAGCAUAUUCCCAACUCAGACUUAGGGGGAAAGCCCAGAAGCCAAGAGAGGUCUCGCUCUGCUAACACUGUGGACAUAAAGGGGAAAGACCCCAUUCUGCCUCAGUCCUCUGCUGUAAGAAAACAGAAUGUAGGUAAAGAUUUGCCAAAGUCAGGGACUUCCGCUGACUCUCUCAGUGCACUUUCAUCUGACAAAGACUCUGCCCGGCAGAGGCGAGGAAAAGACACCUCGCGAAGUAGCCCUCACAAAAAAAAUUCCCAAUAGCAAGACUUGCAAGUAGGACUUCUUAGUUGAAAAUCUAGAGUCUUGACUUACCUUCAGAAAUCAGCACUGUGUAGUAUUUUCUUGCAGAAAACAAUUCAGCUCCACUUAAGCAGGGUGUGUAAAAAAAAAAGACUUGUUUUUUCCCUCAAAAUGCCUUCCCAAAUGUAACCGGUUAAACUGUUACCAUAUUGUAUUUGUACAAAAAUACUUUUACAAUUUGAAAGACAUGUUGCGGGGGCAACGGCGACAAGUUUUUUGUAAAUACCUGGUAGUGUGUUCAAUUCUGAAUGUAGAGUAUCCACUUUGCUGCUGAUUGCGUUGUUUACUCUUACCUUUUUAACGAUAGUUGCUUUGCCACUGUUUUGCCAUAAUCUAAGAAGAAACUUGGCCCUAGGCUUAACCCACAAACAUACUGGUCUGAUGAGAGGAAAGAGUUGCCCCAUUUUGUACCUGUUCAGAAUUCUACACGUAAAUGUACAAUUUAAGAAAUUAUAGAUCUCGUGGCUGUCAGUGAGUUUAGAUGUGCAUUUUAAGAGACAGAGGUUGAUAGUAUUGUAACGAGCUAGAUUUACUACUUUAAAUAGAUGACCUAACCACAGCUCUUUAAUGCACAAUGUCUGCCUUUUCGUUAGGCUAUGCCGGUAUUGGGGAAGGGCAAGAGUCUUCGCCCCCCCACCCAUUCAGAGGAUAGUUUUCUGGUAAUGUGAAGUUGUGUUCACCUUUCCUUCAUCUUAUCAUAGGCUGAAACUUCAACAUGUUUAUGGGGACCUUAGUUUCUGUUGUCUUGAUUCAAAUAUUUAUUUACCAUCAGGCCUUUCUGGUGUGAAUCCCAUGCAGAAGCACAUACCACAAACUUCUAAACCAUUUUUCAUUUACACUAACGAAGCAUCUUUAGUAUCAUGAUAGGUAGAUUUGAAUAUUUAGUGGCUCAGCUUACUUUUCUACUUUAUGACAAAAGUGGUGAAGUGUGUGGGGCAGGCAUUUUCCAGUGUUGUAUCUAGAUAAUAUUCCCAGCACUUGAUAAAAUAUUUAAUACCUGGCUGGGGCCUUAUGUUGUAGAUUAAGCUUGCUGUUUUUAGCAAGUCACCCUAGGUUUCACAUUCUUUUGGAAGUACAUUAAAUAGCUCUAAACAUUUCAUAUUGUGAUCUUUAUUUGUAUGCAAAAGAAGUAAAUGUAAUUUUUUUUUUAAUAGACACAUUUUUGUAAAAAACAAACAAAACAAGAACGGGGGUGGGGGCUGCUGGAGCUAUUUGGUGCUAGAAUGUGAGUGUCCUUUUUACUUUUGCUAAGCCUUAUUUCAAUGUUGUGGAUUGUGGAAUAUGUCUAAUUUGUAUGAUUAAAUUUGGAGCAAAAGUAUUUGGUUUGGUUGGAAACUUGUACAGCAAUACUCCAGAAAGAUGAUUACAGAUAAGUUUGCUAGAGUGACUCGGAUUCAGAAAACAAUUUGUGAGUGGGUUUUCCGCUUCUCUCUUUCUUUACAAAAGCUCAUUUAAUGGUGACCCUCCUCCAGGGCACUUUUACCUGUUUCCCUAACUAUAUUCACCCAUGCAUAACACAAUUAUGAAUUGGCUGCUUGGAAGAUACUUACCAGUAAGCUAAAUGCAUUUCCCUGGUGGUGGUGGUGGUGGGUGAGAGGAGUGAAUUAGUUUGGAUUUUGUUCAUUUUUAGAAGUUUUGCUAAGAAAAUAGAAAUACCAGCAAGUCUUCGUAAUUUUCCAUGAAGUUCUAAUACAUUCAUUUACCCUUCCAUUUGCUUAUAUAUUUAAAACAACUGGAGGAUUUAAAAAGAAAAAGUAAAAAGAGCAGUCCUAGCCUUUACUGUCUGUAUCUCUGUACUUUGGCAAUGAAAUCAUCGAACACUAAUGCACUCCAAAAUCAUGACAUUUCUAUCUGGGAGGUAUUUCAUAGUUUACAGCUACUUGCAUUUAUAAACCUUCCACUUGUUUUCUUUAAAGCACAUCUAGCUAUCUUGUUUACAAAUGUAUCUUUUAAUGUAUAUUUUGUAUAGUGCUUUCUCACUUCUGCCAAAUAUUUCCCCCCAUUUUGGAAGUGUAGUAGCACCUAAGCUUGCAUUCAUGUAGUCCCUCUUUGUUGAUGUUUAUCUUUCAGUGAACUGUUCAAGAUUCUCUUACGUGUGUACUCUUUUGUCAGUCUGUGUGGUUGUAUAUUAAACUGUCCCUUUGUAGUACUUACUACUGUAGAUUAUCAAAUUAUUAAAGAAAAAAAGUUUGUUAGGAUCUGUGCAAUAAAGUGUUUGCGGUCUUAUUUUCUUUAAGAAACCCCCAUGGAUGUCAUAACCAUUGGAUAUUGAAUAAAAAUAUUUAUACUUAUGCAGUUGCAGAACAUUGAAAUAAAAAUGAGCAUGAAAGGGAA
This is a messenger RNA of Elgaria multicarinata webbii, 10157 nucleotides long. It is a transcript of the gene MAST4, whose product is annotated as microtubule associated serine/threonine kinase family member 4. The coding region runs from base 564 to 7784 and encodes 2406 amino acids. The transcript is spliced from 26 exons. NCBI's taxonomy places the organism in Eukaryota, Metazoa, Chordata, Lepidosauria, Squamata, Anguidae. The record is from RefSeq and is a predicted model, not a curated record. Gene Ontology annotation, molecular function: protein binding; ATP binding; protein serine/threonine kinase activity. Gene Ontology annotation, biological process: cytoskeleton organization; peptidyl-serine phosphorylation; intracellular signal transduction.